Molecule: messenger RNA, 1762 nt
Organism: Tympanuchus pallidicinctus (lesser prairie-chicken)
Lineage: Eukaryota; Metazoa; Chordata; Aves; Galliformes; Phasianidae
Gene: CD79B
Product: CD79b molecule
Exons: 8
Coding region: 76-1023 (315 amino acids)
Biological process (GO): B cell receptor signaling pathway; B cell differentiation
Cellular component (GO): B cell receptor complex; external side of plasma membrane
Source: RefSeq, a predicted model, not a curated record
CGUGGGUUUGUUCUGCACAGAUUUGUCCUACAAGUCUUUGUACUGUGUUGGCUUCUCCACGUGGGUUUGUCCUGUAUGGGUUUGUCCCACAAGGGCUUGUUUGUCCUACCUGGGUUUGUCCUACAAGGGCUCAUCCUACAUGGGGUUGUCCUAUAUGGGUUUGUCCUUCGUGGGUUUGUCUUACAUGGUUUUGCCCUCCACAGGCUUGUACAAAGUGUGUUUGUCCCACAUGAGUUUGUCCUGCAUGGGUUUGUCCUACGCAGGUUUGUCCUACAUGGGUUUGUCCUACACAGGUUUGUCCUACAUGGGUUUGUCCUACACAGGUUUGUCCUACACAGGUUUGUCCUACACGGGUUUGUCCUACACGGGCCCUUGUCCACUCUCUCAGGCCCCUUCUCCUAUCCUACAGGUGGGAUCCCAACAGACGGGAACAGCACCAGUAACAGCACAGGCAGCGGGUGCUUCGGGCUGUGGCAGCACCCCCGCUACAUGGCUGCCAAGAAGAACACGCCUGUCCACUUCAUCUGCUACACCCGUCAGCCCCACGCCAUGCAGUGGUACAAAGCGCCGGCGGAUGGAGAGGAGUUCCAAGCGCUGGAUCAGAGCUCCGAUCGCUUCAGCAUCAAGAGUACAAACGAUUACAUCAACUUCACCAUCUUCAGGAUCAGCUACGAGGACAACGGCAUCUACGUGUGCGACAGCAAGAACCUGACGGAGGAGAAGAGGCAGCCCUACUUGUGUGGGACGGAGCUCAGAGUCAUGAGUCGCAGCAACAUCCAGCAGAUCCAGAACAGGAACACGCUGAAGGACACCAUCAUCAUCAUCCAGACCAUCCUGCUGGUCAUCUUCAUCAGCGUCCCCAUGCUCCUCUUCCUAGAAAAGGGUGACGGAAAGGAAAGCCCUGAGGAAGACCACACCUAUGAGGGCCUGGAGGUGGAGCAGAUUGCCACCUACGAGGACAUCACUCCUUUCCGGGACAUGAAGGCCAAAUGGACGGUCGGGGAGCACCCAGGAGAGGAGUGAGGGGUGCUGCCCCCACCACCAGGAUGGCAUCAGCAGCACCUCCCCAUGGCAGCACCACACUGGUGCCACCACGGACCUGCAAGGACUUGGUGCCACCACCUCCAGCUGCCUUGUACACAGCUCAGGUCCUGCUGCCUCUCAGCUCUUGCUUGGUCGCAUCCAAGCUGCGCAAGCGAGACUGUCCUGCCCUGGCUGCUGCCCAUCCUGCCCCACUGCUCAACCCCAAAACCCUACAUAGAUAUUAGGAACCAACCUCAGAGCCCAGCAGCCCCAAAUGCCAGGCAGCCCCACACCACGGUGCUGAGCUGUGGCACGGUUACUGCCACCAAGGUGCUACGCUGGUGACCCCAUGGACAGACACAAUUCCCCCCCACGCUGCAAGGACCUGAGACCCCCCACAGCCCUGUGCUCCUGGUAGGGGAGCCAUGCGAGCAGCACCGUGGGGCUGGCAGAUCUGGGGCCACCGCGUUCUCUCUCAAGCCACAGACGCGUCCAGUUGGCCAAGCUGGAAGUUGACGAAGCUGGUUGUUGUCUGAGAUGGAGGAUCCUCCACAAGUGCCUUGUUUUAUCCCAUAGACUUGAGGGAAGACCAGGGAGACAACGGGCACACGGAGGGCUUCUCCUCCCCAGGAGGAGCUGUGAUGGGAAGGAUGUAAAUAGCGGGACGCAAACGUCCAACUGCUCUUUCAAGUCCUAAUAAAGGUGCAGGGUGAAUUCCCACCUUGCACGCCUGCAGGCA